This is a messenger RNA of Anopheles maculipalpis, 1214 nucleotides long. RefSeq names its product NSFL1 cofactor p47 (gene p47). Gene Ontology annotation, cellular component: cytosol; nucleus. The transcript has 3 exons. The record is from RefSeq and is a predicted model, not a curated record. NCBI's taxonomy places the organism in Eukaryota, Metazoa, Arthropoda, Insecta, Diptera, Culicidae. Gene Ontology annotation, biological process: autophagosome assembly; nuclear membrane reassembly; proteasome-mediated ubiquitin-dependent protein catabolic process. Gene Ontology annotation, molecular function: ubiquitin binding. Bases 45 to 1211 code for a protein of 388 amino acids.
CAAUAUAAUAAAAAAAAUUGUAUCCAAGUGCUAAAACAGACAAGAUGUCCAGCAAUACUAAUGUGGUGAAACAAUUCGCACAGAUUACCGGUGCGUCGGAAGAAAGAGCGAAGUUUUUCGUUGAUGCGGCAAACGGCGAAUUGCAGGUUGCGCUGAGUAACUUUUACGAAGACGAGAACGAUGAUGCGGACAUUUCCGAUGAAGAAAAUCCACCCGCGGAGCCUGCUUCGAUAAAGAUCGCACGUGCAGAAAAAGCCAAGGGAAAGAAAGCUGCCAAGCCACAGUCAAACAUUGCAACACUCCAUACGCUUCAUUCUUCCUCUUCUGAAGAUGAGGAAGAGCAGGGCCAAGCAUUCUAUGCAGGUGGCUCGGAACGUUCCGGUCAGCAGGUGCUAGGUCCACCGCGAAAGAAUCCGAUCAAGGAUUACGUGUCGGAAAUUUUCCGUUCCGCCCAGCAAGGAAAUUUGGAAACGUUUGAUCCUUCGGAUGAGAGCGGUGGUUCGAGCUGGUCACUGUACGCCGGAACCGGAUACCGUCUUGGGCAGACGGAAGACGAUCACCAGGAAGUUGCACCGCGUGGAUCACGAACAGCGGCCGCAACUGGUGGGCAAAAUUUGGAAAUUGUUACGCUUACCCUGUGGCGCCAAGGAUUCGUAAUUAACGAUGGUGAGCUGCGUUUGUACGAAGAUCCUGCCAAUCGGGAAUUUUUCGAAUCCAUCACCAGAGGUGAAAUUCCGGAGGAACUUCGUUCGAAGGGCCAAACAAUGUUUCGCGUCGAUCUGAAGGAUAACCGGCACGAGGAGUAUGUAAAGCGCAGCAAACCAUUUAAGGCGUUUGGUGGAUCCGGUCAAACACUCGGCAGUCCUGUACCACCGAUGGCAGCGGCGAGCAGUAGCAGUUCCAGCAGUGCAGGCGGUGGCAACAACGAAGAAAAUGAAAAGCGUGCCUCUGAUGAGCUUGCACUGGACAGUAGCCAACCUACGACGAUGCUUCAGAUUCGGCUGGCCGAUGGGAGCCGACUGUCGGCCCGGUUCAACCAGACACACACAGUCGAUCAUGUGCGGCGCUACAUUGUGAACGCCAGACCACAGUAUGGGGCACAACAUUUCGCUCUCAUGACAACGUUUCCAAGCAAGGAGCUGAGCGAUGGUGCGCAAUCGCUAAAGGAUGCCGGUUUGCUGAAUGCAGCAAUAAUGCAGCGAUUGAACUAGUCC